Messenger RNA from Gossypium arboreum, 1410 nucleotides. RefSeq lists its product as uncharacterized. The transcript has 10 exons. Gene Ontology annotation, cellular component: chloroplast. The record is from RefSeq and is a predicted model, not a curated record. Lineage: Eukaryota; Viridiplantae; Streptophyta; Magnoliopsida; Malvales; Malvaceae. Bases 115 to 1245 code for a protein of 376 amino acids.
UUAAUUUAUCCAAAAUUGAUGGAAUUGAGAAAAAGAGCCCAGCCCAAUAAGAAAGAUCGUUGCUGUAUGCUAGUUGAGUUGUGGUUGGUUGCGAGGCAAAUACACUAAGCAAGGAUGAUGGCUUCUCCUUUACCUUCCCUCGCCUCUUUCUUUCCCUCAAACCACCAUCCUCCUUCUCUAACUACUGCUUCACUUCCAGUUUCGAAGCUUAUUUUCUCAUCUUUUUCCCCAAAGUUGUCAAGAAACAAGAAAUGGGUCUCACGCAGAAACAGAUUCUAUCCGGCGAAACCAACUGACCAUGAUUUAGACACGACGGGACCAUCCCCACAAGCCUCAACUCAAAAUGCUGUCAAUGCAUCCACCAGUUUCUUAUCUAUACUUUGUCCUCUUCUCAGAUUAUUCUCUGGAGGAGACCCCUCCCAAGAACGGAAUGAUGCUCUGGAGGUAGCGACAUCUUCUUUAUCCACCUUGGCAAGAUUUCCUUGGGGAUCAAAAUCACUAGCAGAGGGCUCAGAGAGCAACGAUAUAACCAUUUCUGAUCCUCCCAUUCGCAUGCAACUCUUUGAAUUUGAAGCAUGCCCCUUUUGCAGAAGGGUUCGAGAAGCAUUGACAGAGCUGGAUCUUUCUGUAGAGGUGUAUCCUUGUCCAAAAGGUUCUUUAAGACAUAGAGAAAUGGUUAGAAGCUUUGGUGGAAAAGAGCAGUUUCCCUUCCUCAUUGACCCAAAUUCUGGAAUAUCAAUGUAUGAAAGUGGUGAUAUUGUCAAAUACCUGUUCAAGCACUAUGGUAAAGGAAGAAGCCCCUCAACGGGUCUUUUAGAAAGCACAUUGUUCACUGGAUGGAUGCCAACAAUUCUUCGAGCAGGUCGAGGAAUGAUGCUAUGGGAUAAGGCAAGACGAGACCCACCACCAAAAAAGCUUGAACUUUUCUCGUAUGAGAAUGAACCAUAUUCACGAAUUGUACGAGAGGCACUUUGUGAACUCGAACUUCCUUACAUCCUUCACAAUGUGGGAGAAGGAUCUCAACGGAUGAAAUUACUCCUUGAGGCAUCUGGAUCCAAAGAGCUUCAGGUCUUAUGCAUUAAUAGUCUCGAGCCACUUGAACCUUGGCUCUAUGUUGUUGGAUGCAGCACUCAUAUCCGAUACAUAUUUGGACAUGGAUAUGUGGAUAUGAUUUCACAAGGACCUUUCAAAUUGAACAAAUUUGUAUUUAUCCAUGUCCGACACUCAAAACCGAGUUUGAGUUGAUGCACUAGCUUAGACUUUUGUAACCCUAUCUCACACAUGCCCCAGUUUGAGCAGAAACCCUACCAUAUUGAAUGAACAAUACGACAUAAGCGGAAAUUUGCAGGUCAUAUCGAACACUUGAUGUUGUGUUACUCAGGUGUGAAUGUCGAGCAGAGUACGAUAAAA